Molecule: messenger RNA, 2681 nt
Organism: Micropterus salmoides (largemouth bass)
Lineage: Eukaryota; Metazoa; Chordata; Actinopteri; Centrarchiformes; Centrarchidae
Product: ADP-ribosylation factor-related protein 1
Exons: 7
Coding region: 286-891 (201 amino acids)
Biological process (GO): Golgi to plasma membrane protein transport; intracellular protein transport; protein localization to organelle
Cellular component (GO): Golgi apparatus
Molecular function (GO): GTPase activity; GTP binding
Source: RefSeq, a predicted model, not a curated record
AGUCGUACUUCCUGGAUAGAUUACACGUAGCGUCACUGCUGUGUUACAGAGCUUCAGAGUAGAAAACUAGUUACAAGCGGCGAGUUUUACAGACUUACUUUAUGCAUUUACGAUUGUUGUUCACUCGUGUUUAUUUACUUCGAUUAUAAUGAAGCCAGAGUGGCGCGUGUCGUUGUGUUUGGUCUCAUAUGUAGGCUAAGCUAUGUUAUCAAGCUAUUAUUAGCAGUCCUAGUUAGCAAGUAGGCUAACAAUUAAGUUACUUGUGUUGUUUACAUUUUUUCCAAGAUGUAUACUUUAUUAUCUGGAUUAUAUAAGUAUAUGUUCCAAAAGGAUGAAUACUGUGUUUUGAUCCUGGGACUGGAUAAUGCUGGGAAAACGACCUUUCUGGAACAAACCAAAACAAAGUUUAGUAAGAACUAUAAGGGAAUGAAUCUAUCAAAGAUCACAACCACAGUCGGUCUGAACAUUGGUACAAUUGAUGUGGGCAAGGCUCGUCUAAUGUUCUGGGAUCUGGGGGGUCAGGAGGAGCUCCAGUCUUUGUGGGACAAAUAUUAUGCUGAGUCCCAUGGAGUCAUCUAUGUGAUAGAUUCAACUGAUGAAGAGCGCCUGUCAGAAUCAAAGGAGGCCUUUGAGAAAAUGAUCAGCAGUGAGGCGUUAGAAGGUGUCCCACUACUUGUGCUUGCCAACAAGCAGGAUGUACCGAACUGUUUGUCAGUGCCGGACAUUAAAACAGCCUUCAGUGACUCUGCCCCGAAGAUUGGCAAGAGGGAUUGUUUAGUCCAGCCUUGUACUGCACUCACAGGGGAUGGAGUGAACGAAGGCAUUGAGUGGAUGGUGAAGUGUGUGGUCAGAAACAUUCACAGGCCACCCAGACAGAAGGACAUCACGUAAGGUAUCAUCAGCACUCUUCACACUUCGUAUGGACUGAGUUUCUCCUCGAGGAUACUCUUUGUAAACCUGGAGCUGACAACUCUCCUCUCUUUGCUGUUACUCUGGAACCGUUUGGAUUUCUGUCUCUAGGAGUUCAUUACAGACGGCGUGUCAUGGUAUUUUUUUAAUCACCAAGCAUCAUUUCAGAUGUGCUUUGAAUGGACUUCUGUGUGUUCCGCUUGUUACACCCUUUGAAGCGGUGUUAUAAUUUCUUCUUCUUCAUGUGUGAGCAGCUGCCUCAGUCUCCGGUGCAGGCUGGAGCUUCACUACUGUCACCUUGCACUGUGAUCACAAGAGCACAGAAACAUCAGUUCUCACAUAAAAUAUGCAAAACUACAAUAGGGUGGUCCAGUGUUUGUUCACAGUACGCAUUAACUGAACAAUGUUUAGCUUACUUUUUAAAAGUUGAGUUGAAAUGAGAAUUGUCCUUCUUUCUGUGUAAGGAAAUAUCACCCAACAAUGAUACUGCAUCUAUUGUAUACUUUUUUUUAAAAAGAAGAUUUGAACAUAUUGUUUGGAAACCCUCGACAGCUUUGAGCGACGACAAAGAACGGGAUUUGUUAGGCACAUGCUGGUACUUCCUAGUUUGUUCGGUUUGUAUUCCAUUCGGGAAGUGGAAGCUAGUUAGCCUAGCUUGCUACCAUUAGCACUGAUUCCCACCUGCACACUGAGCGCUAUGUUCAUCCCACAUCAGACAAAGGACGAGAUCUUGACCAUCGUAAGUUAGGAGCACAGAUAUCAGAUAGUACAAAGCAAAUGUGAACAACAUGAAACCCCAACUGGUUAAGUGCCUGUGUGGCAGGUGAAAUUGAAGUAAUACAACAAACUGUUGUCUGGGCGGACGCUAAAUAUAGUGUCGCACCAGUCAACUGACAUCAGAGUCAUCCCCCAUGAAGAAUGGCACUGUAACUGCAAAAGGAUAAAUGAAACAAAUUUCCUCCUUUUUAGUAAUAAGUUAACAAUUUUGUGCACUUAUCAGUCACCAAGGACAUAAAUACAGUUUUAUUUGCAAAAGUUUAUUUUAAUUUCAGUUCAACUUUUAGGUUUGAACUCUCUUACUUUACUUGCUGUUGACACAUUUUUAGCUCUUAACAAACUUUUCUUGUAAUAUCAUUCAUCAUGUUUUUGGCUUCAGAAAUCUAUCAUAAGACAAAUACAUGAUGGAUAAAUGAGGAACUUUUCAAAAGUUAGAGACAUUUCUCACAACUUUUACCUUAAAGAGUUUUCCUGCGGCAGUUGUGUAACAUUGAGAGUCCAUAUCCUAAUAAUGUGAGCUAAAAUUGAGAAUAAAUACUCUACUAAUAGUUUUGUGUACUUUACAGUGUUAAAAAGAAUUUUUUGCAUUCUUUUGAUCAUGGCAAAGGACAACUCAAUGGGGCUCCAGAGAGACUGUGGUACAGCAGCCCAAACAGCACAGAGUCUUACAGACUUGUGUGAGUGGUACACAUACAGUUCAACAGCCACCUAACUGUUGUUUUUUAGGUUUCUUUGUUACCUGUAUAUCAUUUGACCUCUAUAAAACAUUCAUAGUGUGAUUAAAACUAAAUCUUGACUUUGGAAAUGAUAAUGUUAAUAAUUAGCAGAUUCACUAAAGAUGGUUGUUGCUGAGCACCCUGGGGAAUUUUGCUGACAUCUGCUGCCAGCAGUUUAACUUGAAAUGUAUGAAGCGGUUAAAGAAAAUGAAGGUGAUGUCCUCUGUAAGUCACAUAUAUAGUAGAUGAUGAUCAUAAUAAAUUUGUGAUUCAAGAAAA